AUGACUAAUCCCCAAACUUCUCUCUACGAACUAAUCAAACAAAAAUCUCAAAAAAAAGGUCGUCGUCCGUUAAAAAUCGUUUGUGAUUGGGAUGAUUGUAUGUUUUCUACUCGGCCGACUGCUGCUCAUAAAUUUGCUAGAGCUGAUUUCCCUUUUAAAGAGUUUUUUGAGGAUUUUUGGGAAAAUGUAACUGCAAUUAGUGCUGACCAAAAUAAUCCUAGUGCAAACAAAAUAUUUACUUAUAAUGGAAGUGGCGAAAUAAAAGAAGCUCAUAAUAAAUUUAGAAAACUAGAAGAAGAAAGAAAGGUAGAUACUGAUAAGAACAAUCCUAAAUACAAAAAAUUAAAUGUAGUUGAUGAUCAGCCUUUUUUAUCAACUGCUGAGGAUUUAUUACAAUGUUUAAAAGAAGAUUUGAUUAGUGAAUUAGUGAUUAUUAGCGCUACUUUUAGUAAAAAAAAAACUGGCUCUGCUAAUCAACCCCAAAACGACAACCCGCAAAAAUUAACGGAAAAAGAUUUAGAAAAAUACUUGCUGGAAAAAAGGUUAGAAUUAGAAAAAUAUUUUGUUUUUAAUUUAGGAGAGUUGGAAACUAUGAAAACAAGGCCAGCAACAAAUAGAAAUGGGGGAGUUCAAGUCAAUUGGCGCCUCACUUCUUCCGGAACACUUACCGACCAUCUUACCAAACUAGCCGCUGUUUAUGAAAAGCAGUUUGAGAAAAAAGGUUAUGAGUUGAAAAACAUCCCACUUAGAAAAAACCUAAUCUGUUUUUUAGGAAGCAAUUUUGAUAGUGUUGACGACCUUUCUGAUGAAUAUAGUGGGGAUAGAUUAGACCAAAAAAUUACAAUCUUGCGGAGGAACAAUGUCUUCCAAGUAAGAACGAAGCAUCCCACUACUACCAUUUGCGAUAGUAAAGAAAAAGCGUUGGAAAUUAUAAAAACCGACCCCGCUCUCGCUGUUAUUGAUAGUCUAGCCCAAAAAUUAGCAGUAAGUUUAAAACAAAAAAAGUUUAAUGGUUGGUAUUAUCAAACCCCAGAAUAUAUUCUUCUCAAGCCGCAAACUUUCAUGAAUAAUUCGGGCGAAUGCGUUUCAGCCUUUAUAAGUUAUUUUCAUAUUUCUUUAGAUAAUUUAUUAGUAAUUUAUGAUGAUAUCGCUUUACCGUUAGGAAAUUUUCGUUAUCGCCUACAAGGCUCCGACGGCGGACAUAACGGACUAAAAAAUAUUAUUGAACUAUUGGGAAGCAAACAUUUUCCAAGGUUGCGAAUUGGUAUUGGUUAUGACCGAAGUUUUUCUCUUCAUAACUGGGUUUUAGAAAGAUUAUCAGCGGCAUUAAGCAAAGAAACAAGUGAUAUUGAACUUUACGAAAAACAAUAUGGCGAAGCCGAAGAAAAAGAAUUAGAGAGAAAGCUGAGUGAGAUAGACAAAGAAGGUGAUGAAUUAUUUUUUGAGGUCAAAAAAGUACUUAGUGAGGAAAGAGUCGAACAAAUUGGCGAAGAAAUAACGGAAGAAAUGAAAAAAGAAAUUUUAGCUGAGAGAGAGAGAAAUGUCCCACCACAGCAGCCCAAUCAAACCCCGCCUCCUACUCAGUCCCCUCAGCAAACUAAUCGAAUAAAACAAUUAGAGCAAGAAAAAUCCCAAUUACAACAAAAAAUCCAAGAAUUAGAACAACAAUUAGCCAACAGUCAAUUAAGUGCCAGCGAGCGGCAAGAAAAAGAGCGACAGUUAACCGAUAGCAAAAAUUCUCUCCGCGACAAAAAUAAAGAAUUAGACCAAUUAAAAAAUAAUCCUUCCGAUAACUCGCCAAAUCUAACUAAUAACAAUAAUAAUAAACUCAAUUGA
Molecule: messenger RNA, 1836 nt
Organism: Entrophospora sp. SA101
Lineage: Eukaryota; Fungi; Glomeromycota; Glomeromycetes; Entrophosporales; Entrophosporaceae
Source: the annotation of a GenBank genome assembly